GCACGCGUAGCAGUCAAAGAUGGCCCCAGACAUGUGGCUCCUCUCUACGAUCAUCGGAUUGCUGACAGCAGCCCUCUCAGGUCACCCGGCUCUAACUCCAUCCGACCAGCCCAACACCAGCAGUGCAGAGAGCCUGCCCUUGGAGCCAGGACAGCGGCUGGGGGUCCGUCUGGUGAACGGGAGCAGCCGCUGCAGUGGGGCGGUGGAGGUCUGGCUCGGGCUGUCCUGGGAGCCGGCCUGCGGGGCACUCUGGGACAGCCUGGCCUCCGAGGCCGUGUGUGGCGCGCUGGGCUGCGGCGGGGCCUGGGAAGCCACCCAGCUCACCUUGCCGUCCCUGGAGCUGACGCCUGGGCCCGGCGCCCGGAACACCAGUGAGGCCACCAACGCCACGCUGGCCCUGGCGCCCGCCGUCCUGUGCAGAAGUGCCGAGUGGCAGCUCUGCAAAGUGGUGGAGCACGCGUGCGACACCAACGGGAGGCCGGCCAAGGUCACCUGCGCAGAGAACCGCAACGUGCGAUUGGUGGGCAGCAGCAGUCGGUGCGCAGGCCGCGUGGAGAUGCUAGAGCAAGGCCGGUGGGGUUCGGUGUGCGACGACACGUGGGACCUGGAGGAUUCGCACGUGGUGUGCCGGCAACUGAACUGCGGCUGGGCGGUUCAGGCCCUGCCCGGCUUGCACUUCGCCCCUGGCCAAGGACCCAUCCACCGGGACCAGGUGAACUGCUCAGGGGACGAGACCUACCUGUGGGACUGCCCGGGGCUGCCAGGAGACGGGUACUGCGGCCACAAGGAGGACGCCGGCGUGGUGUGCUCAGAGCACCAGUCCUGGCGCCUGACUGGGGGCCGUGACCCCUGCGAGGGGCAAGUGGAGGUCCAUUUCCGUGGGGUCUGGAGCACAGUGUGUAACAGUGAGUGGUACGCGCCGGAGGCCCACGUGCUCUGCCAGGCCUUGGGCUGUGGGACCAUGGUCAGAAUACCGGGCGGGCUGCCCCACUCCCUGCCAGGCAGAAUGUACUACUCGUGCACAGGAGAGGAGCCCACCCUCUCCGACUGUGCCUGGCGGUUCAACAACUCCAACCUCUGCAGCCAGUCGAGCGCAGCCCAAGUCCUCUGCUCAGGCUCCCGGAGUCUGCUCAAUCUGUCCACUCCUGAAGUCCCCGCAAGUGUUCAGCCGGUCACUGUAGAAUCUUCUGUGACCAUGAAAACGGAGGACUGGAAAUCACGGGAACUAAUGCUCCUCAUCUUGUGCAUCAUUCUGGGGAUUCUCCUCCUUGGCUUACUCAUCUUCAUAGCCUUCAUCCUCUUGAAAGUUAAAGGAAAAUACGCCCUCCCUGUGACGGUGAACAACCAGCACCCACUCACCACCACCCAAGAAGGGAUCCAUAGCUAUCAAGAUGUUCCCAUCACCAUUCCCAAAGAAGUUCCCAAGCUGCCCAUCCAGGUCCAGGCCCCACUCCCCAAGGACUCGGACUCCAGCUCGGACUCAGACUAUGAGCACUAUGACUUCAGCGCCCAGCCUCCCGUGGCCCUGACCACCUUCUACAAUUCUCAGCGGCACCGUGUCACGGAUGAGGAGGUCCAGCAGAACAGGUUCCAGAUGCCCCCCCUGGAGGAAGGACUUGAAGAGACGCAUGCUUCCCAGAUCCCACCUGUCAGCGCUGGGCAUUACACGGCGGACGCCCCCUCCCUGGGCUCUCAGAACCACCCCAGGAACAACAGUGGGUCCAGCACCUCCUCUGGGGAAGAUUACUGCAAUAGCCCCAGAAGCAAGCUACCUCCGUGGACCCCUCAGGUGUUUUCUACAGAGAGGAGCCCCCUCUUGGAGCAGCCCCCGAACUUGGAGCUGGCUGGCUCCCAAGGUACUUUUUCAGCAGGGCCCUCGGCCGAUGACAGCUCUAGCACCUCAUCCGGGGAGUGGUACCAGAACUUCCAGCCGCCACCCCAGCCCCCCUCGACGGAGCAGUUUGAGUGUCCAGGGUCCCCCACCCGGCAGCCUGAUUCCCUUGACAGCGAGGACUACGAUGACAUCGGAGCAGCCUAGGCUGGGCCCAGCGAG
Molecule: messenger RNA, 2053 nt
Organism: Neomonachus schauinslandi (Hawaiian monk seal)
Lineage: Eukaryota; Metazoa; Chordata; Mammalia; Carnivora; Phocidae
Gene: CD6
Product: CD6 molecule
Exons: 13
Coding region: 20-2038 (672 amino acids)
Cellular component (GO): membrane
Source: RefSeq, a predicted model, not a curated record